UUAAGGUGAAAACAAAAACCAGCAGACCCUGCAGCUCCCCACUCCUGGGGGUGUUUCAUGAAGUGGGAUUACUAAAUUAUUUGGAUAACUGCACUGAUUAAAACCCACGCAGUUAUCCAGCUAAUACAGUAAUCCUGCUUUGUGAAAUACCCUGCCUGAAGUGUAUGAAUCACACACACAGUCUCACCACACCAUGUAUAGCAGCAGCAGGUAACAUUGGGUCCUCCAGUACGGAAUAUAGGAUUAUCCACACAAAACCAUGCCAGACCAGAAGCAAGCACUGCUGCUCUCACCUCCCACAAAGGCACACCAUAUCAUCACAUUAAAAUCAAUUAGAGUAACCCUGCAUGUGUCCGCUGACCAGACGUCCUCUUCUUUCUGGGGCCAAAAAUAUUCAUCCAGGCUGAGGUGAUUGGCUGUCUCGUUGAAAGUAGUCUGAGCUGAUUGGCUGUGAUGGUUGAGAACAGGCUGAGGCGACUGGCUGUGUCUUGCUGAGAUCCAGCUGCGCUGAUUGGCUGUGUCUGGCUGAGAGCAGACUAAAGAAGGGGCUGUUGGUGAGCAUUCAGCUAGCCUGUUAGUACACAGGUACAUAUUAGUCAUUUCCCCAGCACUGGACUGCCUGAGGACACUAGCAGCACAGGAUCAAACAGAUAUGGACAGAUGGGAGGUGCCCAGCUAUGAGCCUGACCUGCCAAUCACUGAGAAGUCCAACUCUCGAACCCGGGACAUGGACCGGGCCCAGCCUGAGCAGCUGGUGCAGCUGCUGCGGGACUGUGACACAGAGAUAUUUCAGCACCUGUGGGAGGGAGGCGCUGGUUACCAGGGAUUGUACAGUGACUCUGUUGUACAGACGAUUGUCCAUGUGGCCAGGAAUGUGGAAGAAAUUUUGAAGUGCCCAGAGGACAGUCUCAUCGUCAUGAGUGGGUGUGGCACCUCGGGCCGUCUGGCGUAUCUAUUGGCGACAUCUUUCAACAGACUUCUGAAAAGAUUAAAGAAGCAGGAGGUCUUUGCAUAUAUUAUUGCUGGAGGUGACAAGGCCCUUUUGACAUCCCAGGAGGCCCCUGAAGACAGCCCUCACCUGGGAGCACUCAACCUGGAGCAGGUUUGUGCUGGUAAAAGGCGAAUCCUCUUCAUUGGGAUAUCCUGUGGACUGUCGGCACCCUUUGUUGCUGGCCAGCUGGAUUUCUGCAUGGACAACCUGAAUGUGUUCACACCUGUGCUGAUUGGGUUCAAUCCUGUAAACAUGGCGAGGAAUGAGCCCAUUCCUGGCUGGACUCCAACAUUCCGCACUGUGACAGAGCGAAUGCUGCAGAUGCAGGAGACCCACAGAGCCUUCAUCAUUAAUCCUGCUGUUGGACCGGAGCCCCUCAGUGGAUCCUCCAGGAUGAAAGCAGGAAGUGCCACCAAAAUCCUCCUGGAGACGCUGCUGUGGGCCGCACACACCAGCGCCCUCUCACACACACACACCACACACAGAGAUGUUCUGAACCUGCUGAGAGACUAUGAGCAUGUUCACAGAAUCACAUAUUCCCAGAGUGAUCAGAUAGCUGUGCUGGUGAAGCAAGCAGGUUCAAGCCUGAAGAAGGGAAGGCAUGUGUAUUAUGUGGGCUGGCACACUUUAGGAGUGAUGGGGAUUAUCGAUGCCAGUGAAUGUGUUCCAACAUUUGGAGCAGAUGUGGGUGAUAUUUGUGGAUUCAUAAAUGAAGGGUAUGCUGAAAUGGGUAAUGCUGAGGGAGACCUGUCAUCACUGGGGCCAGAGUUCUGCAUUGGACACAAAGACUUUGUGAGAACCACCUUACCGAAUGUGACCGAGUCAGACAGUGUCAUUUUUCUGUUCACUUUGGGCGAUGAUUUGCAUGCGGUUGAAGAUCUGGCUCUCUGUGUGAAGCAGAGAACUUUGGGCCUCUAUGCUGUGAUUCAUGCUUCUGGGCCACACAGUGUUCCGGACAAUAUCAAAGAAGUGUUUGCAUCUGUUAUGACCUUCACAUGGCCCAGUACGUCUGAAGAGGAGAAUUCUUUCCUCAGGACACUGCAGGUGGAGCUGGCCACUAAGUGGGUGUUGAAUGCUGUCAGCACAGGAGCUCACAUCUUAAAGGGCAAAAUCUACAGGAACUACAUGAUGGAUCUGAAAGUGACCAACAGCAAACUGUUCAGAAGAGCAGUAUCUCUACUUCAGAUGUUCUCCGGUUGUCCUGAGGAACUGUGCCAUGGGGCCCUGAUCCAGGUCAUCUACAGCACAGACCAGCCCACAGAGGAGAUGAACACAGCCCCACUCACUGAACACGCCCACACCGCCAACACCUGCAGCAAGGUUGUGCCCACGGCUCUGCUGAUGCUCAGGUGGAGGUGUUCAGUGCACGAAGCCAGGGCACGACUUGAUGGUCACAUGAUCAUCAGAGACGCAGUGGAGGCCUGCCUCACAGCCUGAACACACAUGAAGACCGCACACACCACUCCCACCUGAACACCUAACACAUACACACACCCUAACAUAACCUAAACACCUAACACACCACACCAAUACAACCUGUACACCCAAUACACACCACCCCAACCUGAACUUCCAACACACACACCACCCCACCCUGGACACCCAACACACACACACCACCUCACCCACAUACACACACCCCAACAUAACCUGAACACCUAACACACCACACCAAUACAACCUGUAUACCCAACACACACCAUGCCAACCUGAACUCCCAACACACACACCACUCCAACCUGAACAUCCAACACACACACACCACCCCACCCUGAACACCCAACACACACAAAGACCAUCCACACUCUCACAACCUGAACACCUAACACACACACACCACCACAACCUGAACAUUCAACACACACACACACACCACCACACCCUGAACACCCAACACACACAAAGACCAUAUACACUAUCUCAACUUGAACACGCAAAACACACACACCACCACAACCUGAACACCGAACAUGCACAAGGAUCAGACACUCCACUGCAACCUGAACACCCAACACACAUUCCACCGCAUCCUGUAUACCCAACACACACAUUCCACCACAACCUAAACACCCAACACGCACAUUCCACCGCAACCAGAACACCCAACAUGCACACUCCACCGCAGCCUGAAUACCCAACACGCACACUCCACCACAACCAGAACACCCAACACGCACACUCCACCACAACCUGAACACCCAACACUGUAACACUGCCACAGUGUGACCACUGAGAAAGAAUUCCAGGACCACACAAACGUGAGAAUCACAAACACUACCUCUGUGGGACAGCCAGUUACCACAACACAACUGCAUAAAGUCACCCUGACUGCACAGAAUCCCUUUAUGACCACACGAAACCAGGACAUGACUGCACCAGAAUAAAGGAUCACAUUCAAUAUGUGGAGAAGGAAUUGAAGAUUCAGCAUUAAUAUGAAUUUGUUGUAUUUUCAUACAAUAUGAGCUUCACUAAUAAAGGUAAUCUGACCAAUCUA
This is a messenger RNA of Anguilla rostrata (American eel), 3485 nucleotides long. RefSeq names its product glucokinase (hexokinase 4) regulator (gene gckr). Bases 653 to 2428 code for a protein of 591 amino acids. NCBI's taxonomy places the organism in Eukaryota, Metazoa, Chordata, Actinopteri, Anguilliformes, Anguillidae. Gene Ontology annotation, cellular component: nucleoplasm; cytosol. Gene Ontology annotation, biological process: carbohydrate derivative metabolic process; response to fructose; negative regulation of glucokinase activity. The transcript is spliced from 22 exons. The record is from RefSeq and is a predicted model, not a curated record. Gene Ontology annotation, molecular function: fructose-6-phosphate binding; carbohydrate binding; enzyme inhibitor activity.